Choloepus didactylus (southern two-toed sloth) is the source of this 435-nucleotide messenger RNA. Its product is annotated as peptidyl-prolyl cis-trans isomerase A-like. Bases 1 to 435 code for a protein of 144 amino acids. The transcript is spliced from 2 exons. Gene Ontology annotation, molecular function: peptidyl-prolyl cis-trans isomerase activity. Gene Ontology annotation, biological process: protein peptidyl-prolyl isomerization. Lineage: Eukaryota; Metazoa; Chordata; Mammalia; Pilosa; Megalonychidae. The record is from RefSeq and is a predicted model, not a curated record.
AUGGGCAACCCCACCGUGUUCUUUGACAUCGCUGUUGACAGUGAGCCCUUGGGCCGCAUUUCCUUUGAGUUGUUUGCAGACAAAGUUCCAAAGACAGCAGAAAAUUUUUGUGCUCUGAGCACUGGGGAGAAAGGAUUUGUUUGUAAGGGUCCCUGCUUUCACAGAAUUAUUCCUGGGUUUAUGUGCCAGGGUGGUGACUUCACAUGUCAUAAUGGCACUAGUGGGAAUUCCAUCUGCACUGCUAAGAUUGAGUGGUUGAAUGGCAAGCAUGUGGUCUUUGGGAAGGUGAAAGAGGGUGUGAACAUUGUGGAGGCCAUGGAGCGCUUUAGGUCCAGGAAUGGCAAGACCAGCAAGAAGAUUAACAUUGCAACUGUGGACAAGCCUAAUAAAUUUGAUUUGUGUUUUGUCUUAACCACCAGACCAUUCCUUCUGUAG